UGAGUGUGAGGCAGGGCAGAAACCCAAAGGAAGAGAUGAUAAUUAUGCAUCUUAGAAUAGGUCAUGCUGGCUUAAAUCUAGCAUUAAACAGAAUAGGAAAACACCCCACUGGACUCUGCACACACUGCAGUACACAAGAGACAGUAAAACACAUUCUGUUAGACUGCAAAAGGUAUGAAGAGGAAAGAGCUGAGCUAGAGAUGCAGAUUGGAAAACAAAACAUGACACUAGAGAACUUGCUGGGGAAAACAUCUGGGAAAAUACACGCCCCCUAAUAAACUAUUUAAAAAAUACUGGGAUAAGUGAGAGACUUUAGUAAUCUAGUAGGAAUAUCUAGAAUAUAUUUAUUUAUCUCUUUAUUUUCUUUUAUUUAUGUAGUAUUGUUUUGGUAUUAUUAUUAUUAUUAUUAUUAUUUAUUUCAUUUUAUUUUAUUUUAUUUCCAUUUUAUUUUAUUUUUUCUGCCAAUCUACUGCCCACACUCCAGUCCAGUAGGUGGCGGUAAUGCACCUUUAAUUGGUUUGCCAACCGCCAUUAAAACAAGAAGAAGAAGAAAAAGAAGAAGUUCUUGUUGCACACUUAGCACGCGUUCGUUGCUAAGCAACUGUUGCUGAGCAACUGCUCUAAACGUUAGUGGCACUGGAAGUCAAACAACGGCGUCUUACCGUGGUCCCUGUUUGAGUUUGAAAGUUAGCUAGCGUCCGCUAAGUCACGCCGCGUCUGUUGUAAAGAUGUCGUUGAAGCAGAGUAUCGGCGACGCAAAGAAGACCUUGCAUUGGUGAUGACAGACACAGGAAAGCUCUAACUAUCUGGCAAGACUGUAACUUGUUUAUGCACUACCCAGAGAAGUGGAUCAGACAGGUUUAUAUCUGAAAGCAUGGAUGAGGAUGAAUAUACAGCGUGCAGCAGAAAUGUCCAUAAUGCACUGGGCAUGCUGUGGGAAAUUAAUACACAAGGCGUGUAACAUUGCAGCUGAGAUGUCAGAAUCCGGCCCCGUCCCAAAUUGCAGCCUAUUCACUGAGAGUGCACUGUGAGUUAGUGCACUAGCUAGUGAUUCUUAGUCAUGUCUGAAAGCAUGGUGGAGAAUCCCCAGGAGCAUCCAAAAACUCUAACUGACUGACUUCUCCUUGAUUCCUCCAUCCUUGUACAUUUUUUUGUAAUUAAAUUACGCCUCCUAGUUUCCUGUCCUAAAUAUUUCUUAAAGAGUCAUUUAUCUGUCAUUUGCACAGUUACAUUGGUUACCCUGGGCAUUGAAAUGCUUGUGACAAGGCACGGAUUCAGACACUGACAGUACAGACACUUAUUAGACAUGAACACACACAUAUUUAGACAUGAAUGGUUGAGAUGAUGCUGUAAUGUAAUCAGGUAAAUGAAAACAGUGCUGGACUACAGCAGAGUAAAAGUGGCGUGCUGUUCAGUAAGGCAGAACAGUAAAUACGAUGUACAGAGGCAAGAAAAAUACAUGAACAAGAGAAUUCCCCAGAACCCCAAAUAUCAACAUGUAAAAUCCAGACUAGAUACAGGUUUCAGCCUGUCAAAGCACAUGGAAAGGCUGGAGGAGCUCAAGAAAAAUUACAGAUAUAAAAAAGGCGAGAUUUUUAAGAGGCUCAAAGUGACGACGUUUGCUCAGCUGGUGCUACAAGUGGCUUCAGUGUCUGACCUGAACGAAAGCAUCAUGGACGACGUGCCUAGACUUGAAGAUGUUGUUUCAGAGUCGGGAGAAGGAGACCGUCAUUCAGACCAGACAGACGGUACGCCCCGCCUUCAACCCGUCACACCUGCUGACGCCAGUGAUCCAAACGACACCGCGUUUUCCCCCAGAUCCACGCUUCAGAGCGUGAUCAAUGGUGUAGGAGACUUGGAUCUGGACAAGGACAGGACGAGCGGCGUGAACCGGACUCCACCGAGUAGGCCAUGUGCUGCAGAGACUCCAUACCCAGACUGCCCUUACCUGCUGCUGGACGUGCGGGACAGAGACCUGUACCAUCAGUGCCACGUCAUCAGCGCACACAAUUAUCCCAUUGCAACUCUCUCCAGGACAAUGAAUCCUUACACCAAAGAAGUUCUCAAUUAUAGAAAUGUUCAGGGAAAGAUCAUCAUCUUGUACGACGAGGACGAGAGGAUGGCGAGCCAGGCGGCCACCACCAUGUGCGAGAGAGGCUUCGAGAAUCUCUUCAUGCUCUCUGGAGGUUUGAAGGUGAUAGCACAGAAGUUUCCGGAAGGAAUGACCACCGGCUCUUUUCCCGUCACCUGUCUUCCAUCUCCGAAGGGACCCUUGGGUCGGAAACAGGCCACGCUCCGCCAGACACCGUGGCCAGCCCAAAACAAAUGGCGUUUCACCUCUGAAGACCUCCACAACAUCCAGAACUAUCUGGACGAGGUGCUGAUACCCAGUGAGACCAGCAGUCGUCUGAGCAGCAGGAUGUCCAUCAGCAGUGCUAACUCUAAUGUAUCCAGUGCACGGAGCAGUCGACUCGGCUCGGGGAGUGCCAGGUCACAGAGCAGUCGGCCCUGGAAAUAACCUCUCAUCAUCACCAUCAUCAUCACAUUAUAACAGGAUACCUAUCCAGUGAUGGGCUCCUGAUGUCCCUAAUUUCUCCAUCUGGGGAUUAAUAAAGUAUUAUCUUACACUUCUACACACUGCUGGCCUUAAUGUAGUCUGGCUGUAGUCGUGUGUGACGGAUUACCACAGGCAAAACCACCUGGUGUGAUGUUUUUGUAUUUUUAAUGUUGAAUAAAGAAAUAUUUUGUACAGAAAAUUAAUUUUUAUUAGGUGUGUGCAGACAGAAUUUACAGCCUCCUCUGAAAGUAUUGGAACAGCAAGGCCAAUUCUGUUGUUUUCGCUAUACGUUGAAGGCAUUUGGGUUUGAGAUCAAAAGAUGAAUAUGAGGCGACAGAUCAGAAUUUCAUCUUUGGUUUCCAAGUUUAACAACUUGGCACCUUUUGGUUGAACCCACACUUUUUUUUUUUUUUAAGUGAUCACAAAUAUUGGAACAUGUGAUUGAUAGUUGUUUCUUGCUGCCCAGGUGUGGUCUGUUCAACAUUGUUGAUUGUUUACAGAAUUAUAACUCUGGAUGUCUACUUAUGGUUUUAGCCCUAGGUUUCACCUGUGAAGAUUGCCUUUGUUGUUAAAGAGGAUAAACCAUCAUGAAGAUCAGAGAGCUGUCUAUGGGAGAAAAGCAAGCCAUUUUGAAGCUGAGAAAAGAGGGAAAAUCAAUCAGAGCCAAAUAACAGCAGUUGAUGACAGAAACAUAGUGAGAGUUGUGAAGAAAAACACAUUUAGAUGUAAAUAUGACGAAUUGAAAGCUGAAGUUCUGAUCCAAAUGUAUUCAGUGUAUAGCAAAAAUAAAGAAUUGGCCUUGCUGUUCCAAUACUUUUGGAGGGGACUAUUUUUUAUCCUCUAUUAAUGUUGAAAACCUUUAGAUAAUACGGAUUGUUCCUUCAGGGGAUGACAGACUGUCUCUUGGGAUCUUAUUCACGAGUGUGACUUUGAUAAACGGAUCGGGUCAUCGGUGUUAUAGUCGCUGUACCGAUAUGUGGUGAUGAAGCAGGAGCUUCUUUUUGUUUUUUGAGGUUUAUUUCCUGCUAGAGAUGUAUCAAAUACGGGGACCCAGGACCUGCUGGAGAGAUUAUAUCUCCCAGUUGACGUGGGAACAUCUGGAGAUCCACCAGGAAGAGAUGGAAACUGGUGGGGAUUAGAGACCAUAGAGUUAACCGAUAGAGAAUGCACACUGCUUACGUUCUUUCGUGGAGAGCCUGCACCAUUUCCAUGACGGGAAUUGUCUGCACUUGCUCAGGAUCACAAAGACUGACACAAGUCUCGUUAUAACCAUUAAUAAGAGCUCUUCACUAGCUUGUAAUCAACAUCAGUCUCUGUGACUCUGCAAUCUACAGUAUGCUGCCUGAUAAACAGAAUUUUGGCAUUUUAGCCACUUUGGAGCUCUAUUUUCAGCUAAAAUGACACCUCAAGCAUUGCCUCUAAGCUCAUUAUGUUUCAAUCGAUCAUUUUCAAAGUCCACAGGUCAUACACUUGAUUUAUUCAAUCUAUCAAUUUUUUUUUUGGAACCUCAGUGCAUUCUCCUGGGCUUGCUCUCUCACUUCGCCAUUGGUGUAAACGAGUGCUUGUGGACCAGUACUCGUAGUAGCUACCACUUCUAGUGUUAAUUUGAAGAUGUUGUAAUAUACAAGUAUACAAUUUUUAUGUAGUGUGUACACUGCCAGCUGUCUGCUCUACGCAUACUGGUAUACAGUAGGUUACUGUUUUCCAUUUUGAACCCCUAUAAUGAUAACACCAUGACAGAACGUACUGUAUAAUAGACAACUGCAGGAUUGCGUUCUCACUAUAUUUCAACUCAUAACAAACCCCACCAGGAAAAGCAUAAGGAGGAUAUAAAAAUGAAUGAAUGUUAAGUUUGUGAUGUAUUGGAUGCUCUGUGGAUGUAAUGGUUUCUUUCAUGACAUGAUCUCAUAUUUCAUUAAUUCAGUGGUUCUUCUGAUCUAGCCUAAUUUGGCUAUUUAAGUGAAGCAUUAGAAUCGAACCCUAGUUAUACCAGAGCGCUGCUGGAUUCUCAAUUCUGAUUGGUCAGAAAGUAUUGGUUAAUUUUCUAUAAUU
Ictalurus furcatus (blue catfish) is the source of this 4609-nucleotide messenger RNA. It is a transcript of the gene cep41, whose product is annotated as centrosomal protein 41. The record is from RefSeq and is a predicted model, not a curated record. Gene Ontology annotation, biological process: protein polyglutamylation; cilium assembly. Gene Ontology annotation, cellular component: ciliary basal body. Bases 1367 to 2518 code for a protein of 383 amino acids. NCBI's taxonomy places the organism in Eukaryota, Metazoa, Chordata, Actinopteri, Siluriformes, Ictaluridae. The transcript is spliced from 12 exons. Gene Ontology annotation, molecular function: nucleic acid binding.